Momordica charantia (bitter melon) is the source of this 2060-nucleotide messenger RNA. Its product is annotated as Ras-induced vulval development antagonist protein. Gene Ontology annotation, cellular component: nucleus. Gene Ontology annotation, molecular function: chromatin binding. NCBI's taxonomy places the organism in Eukaryota, Viridiplantae, Streptophyta, Magnoliopsida, Cucurbitales, Cucurbitaceae. The record is from RefSeq and is a predicted model, not a curated record. Gene Ontology annotation, biological process: regulation of gene expression.
UCUCCGCCAUUCCCUUUCUCUUCUCUUUCUUUCUCGGUGCUUUGUCUCUCUUUGAUCUUGCUCCCAGAGCUAGUCUUUCCGGUGAGGUCAAUUCUGGAGUUCGAUUCUGCAAUACGCCAUUGAUGCUCUGAGAACCGACGGCCAAGAGACGAGUUGGACAGCGGUUUACUUUUCAGAUGGGUAGGCUUGGGUCUACCGUGGAAAUCCCAGAAAGAAGACAUCGAUCUGAUCGAGAAAGCGCCGCCCACCGCUACACUCCUGACUCCGAUGCGUCCGGUGGCGAUUACCGUCGUCGUAGCCCUAGCUACGAAAGCUACGAUCGCUACAACCAUCGACGCCGGUCUGAUUCGCCGCGAUACCAUGACGUUAGACGAAGCCCUAGGUCUGAUGGAGACCGAAACGGCCUGCCCAAGAGAUUUGGGCGCGCCGGCGGGCGGGCCUAUCUGGACAGGAAUGGGAGACAGUCUGAAGAGUCGGAAUCGGACGAGGAGCUGAAGGGGUUGAACUAUGAGGAGUAUCGGAGGCUGAAGAGGCAGAAGCUCCGGAAGACAUUGAAGCACUGUAUUUGGAGAGUCACCCCUAGCCCACCCAGGAAUGAUAACGACGAUUUUGAGGAGAAGGCGGAUGAGAUUUUGGAUAAAUGUGGCGACGACGGUGGAUAUAGAAGUGGCUCCGGCGAGAUAAAGCAACAUGAAGAAAAAUAUGAAUCUGACAAAACUAAGAAUUCCGACUCUGGUUCUGAUUCUGAAUUGUCUGAUACAAAAUCGAAAAAGAAGAGAUUGAAGAGUUCAGGUUCCAGGCAUAGAAGUAGAAAAUCGUCACGUAGUGAUACAGAGUCAGGAAGCGCGAGCGAGAGUGAAAGCGAAUCUGAGGAAGAAAGUCGGAGGAGAAGAAAGAAGUCGAAGAAUCGGAGGAGGAAUAGAAAACAUAAGAAUAGUAGUAGUAAGAAGAAGAAGAGUAUGUACAGCGAUACAGAAGACGGUGAAGAAAGUGAGACAGAUGAUUCUGAUGUUAGUGACCGUGUUAGGUCGAAGAAAAGGGGUCGUAGUAAAAGGACCAGGAGUAGUAGGAAGAGGAGGUACAGUGAUAGUGAUACGGAUGAGGGUGAGGAAAGCGAAGGUCGAAAAUUGAGGAAGUCGAAGACCUCAUCGAAAUCCAGGAGCAAGAGAAAAAGACAGUCAGAAACCGAGAGUAAGAGUCCCGCUUCUGAGGAGAAUUCUGGUUCUGAAGACGUAGAUGCUAAUAGUAAAUUAAAGGUUGAUGGAGAGAAGAUGACUGAGGUUAAUGCUGAAGCAUUGAAGAUUAAGGAAAUUUUGGAGGCACAAAAGAAACCUGCGUUUGAUAAUGAGAUGCCGGUUGGACCAAUGCCAUUGCCAAGAGCUGAGGGCCAUAUUAGCUAUGGUGGUGCUCUUAGGCCAGGAGAAGGUGAUGCCAUUGCACAGUAUGUUCAGCAAGGGAAGCGUAUUCCACGACGUGGUGAAGUGGGACUUUCAGCUGAGGAAAUUCAGACCUUUGAGACCCUUGGGUAUGUGAUGAGUGGUAGCAGGCAUCAGAGAAUGAAUGCAAUCCGUAUUAGAAAAGAAAACCAAGUCUACAGUGCUGAAGAUAAAAGAGCCCUUGCAAUGUAUAACUAUGAAGAAAAAGCAAAACGUGAGCGGAAGGUGAUGGAUGAUCUUCAGCGGCUUGUUCAACGCCACAUAGGUCAUGAUGUUGGCCCUUCGCAUGAUCCUUUUGCCGCAUAACCUCAUAUGGUGCCAUAUUUGAAAUAUUUUUUAUUUCACAAUUUAUGCAUUUUCAUGUAAUCUUUCUUAGGGCAGGAGGAAAAAAUGUCAUGCAAGGAUAUGUGAAUCACUGCUAGAGAAAUCUUCUGGUUGUAUUCAUGGAAUAAUUUGGUGGUUCUAUACUCAUGCAACUUAAGAAACAGUAAAUGUUAGAACUUUACUAGUGAUGGCAUGGUAGUACUGGCUCUUCUAUUGGCUUUUGAGAGAAUUAAAGAGUAUUUUCUUGUAUGUUAAAGCCUCAGUGAUCACCAUGAGUAUACUUUGCCCAUAUUUCUUUCA